GCUUUGGAUUCCGAGCGCCGGGCGCCUGAGGGUACGCGCCGCUCGUGGCCGUGCAGCGCGGCCCCGCGGGCUUACCUGGGCGCGGCUCCACCUGCCAGGCCUGAGGGGCGUGUCCGGGGCGUGCCUUGGGCGUGGCUCUGCCCGCCUGGAGGAGACCCGGCGCGGGCUGGCUGCACCUCAUUCCAGGGAUUCCUCGCGCUCCCGAGCGUGCGCGCGUGUUGGAGAACCCAGAGAGGGAGAGCGAGGGAGCGCGUUCCCGAGUCUGCGCGCCCCUGAGCGUGCCCCGCCUCCGUCCUUUGCGCCCCCCGGCGGGGCCCGGCCGGCCCGAGGCGCUCAAGCGGCUCACCCAGGAAUGGAGACGCCGUUGGAUGUGUUGUCCAGGGCAGCUUCUCUGGUGCAUGCUGAUGAUGAAAAACGUGAAGCUUCCCUCAGGGGAGAACCCAGGAUGCAGACCCUCCCGGUGGCCUCUGCUCUCAGCAGUCACCGCACAGGCCCUCCUCCCAUCAGCCCCAGCAAGAGGAAAUUCAGCAUGGAGCCCGGGGACAAGGACUUGGACUGUGAAAAUGAUCACGUCUCCAAGAUGAGCCGCAUCUUCAGCCCCCAUUUGAAUAAGACUGUCAAUGGAGACUGCCGCAGAGAUCCCCGGGAACGGAGCCGCAGUCCCAUCGAGCGGGCUGCAGCCCCCGCUGUGAGCUUGCAUGGUGGCCACCUGUACGCAUCCCUCCCCAGCCUCAUGGAGCAGCCUCUUGCCCUGACCAAGAACAGCAGUGACACCGGCAGGUCAGCUGUGGAGCGGCAGCAGAACCGGCCCUCCGUGAUUACCUGCGCAUCCGCGGGCGCCCGCAACUGCAACCUCUCUCACUGUCCCAUCGCACACAGUGGCUGUUCUGCGCCUGGGUCCGCCAGCUACCGGAGACCACCCAGUGCAACUGCCACCUGUGACCCUGUGGUGGAAGAGCACUUCCGUCGGAGCCUGGGCAAGAACUACAAGGAGCCAGAGCCAGCGCCUAACUCAGUGUCCAUCACUGGCUCAGUGGAUGACCACUUUGCCAAAGCACUAGGUGACACAUGGCUUCAGAUCAAAGCGGCCAAGGACAGCGCAUCCAGCAGCCCGGAGUCAGCCUCACGCAGGGGCCAGCCAGCCAGCCCUACCACCCACAUGGUCAGCCAUAGUCACUCCCCCUCUGUGGUCUCCUGAAGGGGGAGCCACCCUUCGACCACACAGGAAUCUGCAUGGUUUGCCUGAGCUUUGAACAGUCAGUGCUUAAAAAAAAAAAAAAAAACAAAGAAAAAAAAAAUCCCGGGGGUGAGGGUGGGGGGUGGGUGGGUGGUUUAUUCGCAAAAACCAUGUGGUCUGGACUUCUGUUCUGCGCCGUUUUUUAUACUUGCUUGGUGUUCACACAAGGGGCCUCAGUGUGGCAACAGAACAGCCUGGAGCACUAAGUCCAGCAGAGCAUCCUUGCUCCCUGCCCUGGUUACCAAAGAAACCUCUGCAGGUCUGCCACCUGGCAGCCAGGACUCUGCGGCCCUUUCUCAGUCACAAGCCAUGACGAUAUGGGGAUCCGGACACUUUGUGCUCUUAGCUUCUGAGGCCGGUGUAUGCACAGCUUGGCUUCCACCUGGGGUCCGGCUCUGUCUGCAUUUGCAUGUGUCUGCCUGAAGAGAACGGACCUGAUUUGCACUAUGGAGGGCAGAGCUGCCUGCUGGGCAGCUGUCUGAGAUGCCAGUACUGAGGGCAAACUGCUAGGGAACACUUCUGACCAUGUGUGCUUGCAUUGUUGCUGAACUUAGAGGGUCUCUAGCAGGUUCUAGGUCUUUCUCUAGGCUUGAGGUGCUCACAGCUGGACUGCAGACUCCCCCUGACCAUGGGCAUUUCCCUUCUCUGAGCACUGCAGCCUGUGAGGCCGGGGCCAAGGCUGGAGGACUCCGUAGUGCUUCUGACAUGGUGCAUGUCUCAGAAAAAAAAAAAAAAAAAAUAGCUGGUUUCUAUUGACUAAGCCCAGACUGUAGCACCGAGUGGCUUCUUGUUGGCAUUAGCCUGCUUCAUCAGUUUCAGCCCUAGAUACAUCCACUGCUGGUACAGCUGUGCUUCUGAGAUGAGUCAACGCUCACUUUACUCCAAAGAGGAGUGCACAGCCAGUGGGUGUGGUAGGCUGGGGAAGCCCAUUGCUGCUGAUUUUCUGCAUCCUGGGCUGGGGACUUGGAGUUCAUGUCUUUAGGCUCCUUGAUACACAGACUGCUCCUUUCCAACUCCUGGCCAAACAUCAGGUGCCUGACAGCCUGCAGCGUGGGGCUGCAUGCGCGUCCUCCUAUGCUGGGGCCAAGGCUGUACACAUUCCUCUGACUAUACAGUUAUUCCCGCACCACUAUUAAUAGCUACUAACUAGACAUUAGGAGCCAGCAGGACAGACAUGGCUGGGGAUGCCCGACAGCUGCUGUUCCUCCCAGCCUUGAGUAUUUCUGUCCCCUGGCCUGGCCCACCUGAGGGCAUCACCUGGCUAGGAGCUCCUCCCCCACAAGGCAUUAUGGACUCCUGCACAGGGAAUCAUGGGGCUGACUUUCAGUAGGAGGAAACAGGUUAGCUGUUGAACUUGGGAAACAUGCACGGGUGGAAAGGUGGAGACUGAUCCCUGUAGUCACAGGGUGGUUACUGGCCUUUACAGACAUGGACAGCCCUCCUCCUGCCUGGCACAAGGUUCACCCACUCUCCUGGGCUUCCAAGCUUGGCAUUCAGGCCCCUAUAUUUUCUGUAGG
Molecule: messenger RNA, 2754 nt
Organism: Mus pahari (shrew mouse)
Lineage: Eukaryota; Metazoa; Chordata; Mammalia; Rodentia; Muridae
Gene: Vgll4
Product: vestigial like family member 4
Exons: 6
Coding region: 353-1198 (281 amino acids)
Biological process (GO): negative regulation of DNA-templated transcription
Molecular function (GO): transcription coactivator binding
Source: RefSeq, a predicted model, not a curated record